This is a messenger RNA of Miscanthus lutarioriparius, 270 nucleotides long. The record is from the annotation of a GenBank genome assembly. NCBI's taxonomy places the organism in Eukaryota, Viridiplantae, Streptophyta, Magnoliopsida, Poales, Poaceae.
AUGGCGUCCAAGGCGCUCCUCGUGUUAGCGCUCCUGCUCGCCGCCACCUUCCUCGUCGCCUCCGCUAACGAGCAAGCCCAGGCCAAAGAGGAGAAGAAGGCGGAUGUCCAGGACUGGCACGGUGGUGGCGGCUACCCGGGUGGCGGCGGCGGCUACCCUGGUGGCGGUGGCGGCCGGCAUGGCGGGGCGGCGGCUACCCUGGCGGCCACUGCCGGUGGGUUGCUGCAACCGCGGGUACCAUGGCGGCUGCCGGUGCUGCUCUCACCCUGA